Penicillium verhagenii is the source of this 2532-nucleotide messenger RNA. RefSeq names its product kexin kexB (gene kexB). The record is from RefSeq and is a predicted model, not a curated record. Gene Ontology annotation, biological process: protein processing. Gene Ontology annotation, cellular component: Golgi membrane; trans-Golgi network. The transcript has 2 exons. Gene Ontology annotation, molecular function: serine-type endopeptidase activity. The coding region runs from base 1 to 2532 and encodes 843 amino acids. NCBI's taxonomy places the organism in Eukaryota, Fungi, Ascomycota, Eurotiomycetes, Eurotiales, Aspergillaceae.
AUGCGUUUCGUCAGCGGGAUCGCCUUGGCUGUCGGCCUCGUAGGCGCCGCCUCCGCCGCGAUUCACCCUCGCUCCCAGGACGCUCGCGACUUCUUUGCCAUUCACCUCGACGCUACCACAUCCCCCGACCAUGUUGCCCGCAUGCUGGGUGCCCGACACGAGGGCCAGAUCGGACAGCUGGCGGAUCAUCACACCUUCUCGUUACCGCGCGAUCAAAGCUCAGAUCUGGCCGAAUUGCUAGACGAUAUAAAGACCAAGAGGACGAUUCGCAGGCGAUCGGGAGGAAAUGUUGCUCGAAGUGCAGAUCCACUGGAUUCUAUCUUGUGGUCAGAGAAAAUUGCGCCGCCCAGGCAACGAUUGCAGAAACGUGCACCACCUCCCUCCGAAGCUAUCAGCCCCCGAGUCAAUGAAGUCCCCGAUAAAAGCGCGAUCGACAUCCAGAGUGAAAUUGCCUCAGCCUUGCAGAUUAGCGAUCCCAUAUUCAAAGAACAGUGGCAUUUAUUCAACCCGUUACAACCCGGUCACGAUCUCAACGUUACGGGAAUUUGGCUGGAAGGUGUGACAGGCCACGGUGUUGUCACAGCAAUUGUGGAUGAUGGACUCGAUUUUGAUAGCAAUGACCUAAAGCCGAACUACUUUGCCGAAGGUUCUUACGACUUCAAUGAAGGUGGACCGGAGCCUCGUCCUCUGCUUUUGGACGAUAGACACGGCACGCGCUGCUCAGGAGAAAUUGGUGCUGCGAAGAACGAAUAUUGUGGCGUCGGUGUUGCAUAUGGUAGUAAGGUGGCGGGUAUUCGAAUUUUAUCUGCGCCGAUUGACGACGUGGACGAGGCCGCAGCUAUCAAUUACGAGUACCAGAAGAAUGACAUCUUCUCUUGCUCAUGGGGACCCAUCGAUGAUGGUGCCACAAUGGAUGCACCCGGUGUUCUGAUUAAGCGAGCAAUGGUCAAUGGCGUGCAAAAAGGACGUGAUGGAAAAGGCUCCAUCUUCGUGUUCGCCGCCGGUAACGGUGCGCAGUUCGGUGACAAUUGUAAUUUCGAUGGCUAUACCAACAGCAUUUACAGUAUAACAGUCGGAGCCAUUGAUCGGCAAGGAAAGCAUCCGUCUUACUCAGAAUCAUGCUCUGCCCAGUUGGUGGUUGCAUACAGCAGUGGAUCUGGCGAUGCGAUCCACACCACUGAUGUGGGCACUGAUUCUUGCUACUCGAACCACGGUGGUACUUCUGCGGCUGGCCCACUUGCCGCAGGCACCGUGGCGCUUGCUUUGAGUGCUCGACCUGAGCUGACAUGGCGUGACAUUCAGUACUUGAUGGUGGAGACUGCAGUUCCCGUGAGCGAGACAGAUGGAAGCUGGCAAACGCUUCCGUCUGGCCGCAAGUUCAGUCACGACUGGGGCUUUGGCAAAGUUGAUGCAUACGCCUUGGUCCACAAGGCUCAAUCCUGGGAACUAGUAAAGCCACAGGCCUGGUUCACCUCGCCCUGGCUACGAGUGCAUCACAAUAUUCCCCAGGGCUCGGCGGGAUUGGUUAGCCGGUUUACUGUGACUGCAGACCAGCUCAAGGGCGCUAACUUUGGUCGGCUGGAGCAUGUUACUGUCACCAUGAAUAUCAACCAUGGUCGCCGCGGUGAUCUCAGCGUGGAAAUGCGCAGCCCGGCUGGAAUUGUCAGCUACCUGAGUGUAGUUCGCCGACAUGACAAAGAGCCCGUUGGUUACAUAGACUGGACCUUCAUGUCCGUUGCUCAUUGGGGCGAGUCUGCCGCCGGUGAAUGGACUGUCAUUGUUAAAGACACCGAAGUCAAUGACUUCACGGGCGAGUUCAUUGACUGGAGAUUUAACCUGUGGGGCGAAGCCGUCGACGGAUCUACGCAGGGUCUCCAUCCAUUGCCGGACGAGCAUGAUGAUGAUCACCCGUAUGAGGAGGCCCAUGUGGCUACGACGACUCUCGAGCCUGGGCCAACCAAGACCGACCCUGCCACCACCAACCCGGAUGAGCAUCACGAUCGCCCUGUGAACCAGAAGCCCACUGGCCAACCUGAAGCGCCUGCAGUGACUCAACCUGCCGAUGAGGAGCUCGAGGUAGUGAACAAUGGCACCACUGCCGGCAGUGGUGCCUCUUCGAACGGUACCUCCGCGGCAGAUAACUAUCUAUCGUCCUACCUUCCAACAUUUGGAGCCUCGAAGCGCACUCAGGUUUGGAUCUACGCAUCCUUGGGUAUGAUCAUCGUUUUCUUCAUCGGCUUGGGUGUCUUCUUCCAACUCCAACGUGUGAAGCGCCGCCGAACCAAUCCUCAAGAUGAUUAUGAAUUCGAGAUGAUUGAAGAUGAGGAUGAGAUGCACCCCAUGACUGGACCAGGCGGACGUACCCAACGUCGCGGCGGGGAACUUUAUAAUGCUUUCGCUGGGGAAAGCGACGAGGAAAUCUUCAGUGACGACGAAGCAGAGAAACCAUACCGGGAUCGACUAGCCAACAUCCCGGAAAGGGAUGACGAAGAAUCAUCUUCAGGCAGCCACCUUAUGUCUGAAAAGCCCUAG